AUGGCGCCGCCCACAUCUUUAUCGUCGCACGAGCGGACACGAGUGGAGGAUUAUCUAAAUGAUAAAAUUCAGGUCUCUGCUGAUCUUGAGAGUUUGAGCUCGCUCCUCACAGGUCUUCGUGCGCAACAGGAGCUCCAACGAAAACAGUUGGCAGAAGCACAUACAGCACUCUCGAAUGCGACGAAGACAUCCAAUGACCAUGCCGAAGCUACAAGAAAGCGUGCCGAGGCAUUCAAAGCCGAGCAGGCGGACAUCGACCAACGGUUGAAGGCGAUCACACAGUCGGAAUCAAGCGAUGAGGCGGUGCGACGACUAGAAAACAGCAUGGAAAGACUUCAGCGACUGGAAAUCUCUAAAGGAUACGUGGAACUAUUGAAAGAGGCUGAAGAGCUCAGCAAGCAAGCUUUGAGCAGCAUCUCCUCCGACCCUCGCGCCUCUAUAUCGCCCUAUGUUCGAUUACGCAGCAUCGUGGUAUCGCUGAAAGAAGCUCAACCGGCCGCCGAAGGCGCUGCGCCCCACCUGAUCGACUAUACCGAGAAACUCGCGGCAGCAUUGAGGGAACAAUUGAAGAAGUUCUUUGGCGACCGACUGCAAAAGACGCUUACAUCUAUGAAAUGGCCGACACGAGAGCUGGAUAUCACGGAUAAACUGUUAGACCAGUGGAAGGAGGAUGUUGAGCUCCUGAAUGAGUUACAGACACCAGAACUUCCUCGCCGGGAUAUGUUAAGCAAUAAUAACAUCGAGCCCCCGGCCUUGUUCACUCUGGAGACAAUGGUCCACCCCUUGGAUCUUCGAUUCAAGUACCACUUCAGUGGCGAAAAGCCAACGAACAGGUUGGAUAAGCCGGAAUACUUCCUUUCGCAUAUUAUGGACCUCAUCAAUCAAUUUGGAGGGUUCUUCACUUCAUACUUCCAGCCAAUCCUUGACGAAAAGGCCCAGUCAGCCGAGCCUGGGUUGGAAUGGAACUACAACAAUGCUCUGCAUGCAUUCAUAAACGCCAUUCUGCCCAUGUUGCGACAAAAGAUUGAUACAUUCCUCCCUCAGGUUGCCGACUAUCCUCAGCUAUUGAGCCACUUCAUCCACGAAUUAAUGAGUUUUGAUAACGAGCUUAGAGAAACGUGGAAUUACCUGCCAGACCCCUACUCGAGUGAAAACUGGAAAGGAAUGACCUGGGAGGUUCUCUCAAAACAAGGGUGGUACGAUCGCUGGCUUCAAGUUGAAAAAGAUUUCGCUUUGGCUCGAUACAAGGACAUUAUCGACACCGCAGACAGUGGGCAAAUUGACUAUGACGGUGUCGAGGUUACAGCGACAAAACCGACCAAGGCGGCCAUUCGAGUCAACGAUCUCCUCGAAACUAUCACGGAACGCUACCAGCCCCUGCCUUCCUUUAGCCAGAAACUGAGGUUUCUCAUCGAUAUUCAAAUCACAAUAUUCGACCAGUUUCACGACCGCCUUGGUUCGGCAUUGGAAGCUUACCUCGCCAUGACAUCUACACUGGGUCGAACAGUGCAAGGUGCAGAUGGACAAGCCAGUGUAGAAGGCGUUGCAGGUUUAGAGAGACUGUGCAGAGUUUUUGGCAGUGCUGAAUAUCUGGAAAAGAAGAUGGAAGAUUGGAGCAACGAUAUAUUCUUCGUGGAACUCUGGUCAGAGCUCCAAGAACGAGUUCGACAGGGCGGUCGGAAUGUGGCGGGCUCUAUGUCCAUCGCUGAAGUUGCAUCUCGCACGUCGCCCGCCGUCAAUAAUAAUGGGACUUCUAACACUGAUGUCAGUUCCGAUGGUGCUUUGUUUGACGAAACUGCAUCGGCAUACCGCCGUCUCCGAUUACGAUCGGAGUCUAUCAUCGCAUCUACCUUGAACUCGAACAUCAACUCAGCCUUAAAACCAUACUCUCGUGUGUCUACUUGGGCAACACUCUCUGUACCCUCAGCUGGCUCAGUCUCAUCUCCUCUUUCUCUCUCAUCCGACCUGGCACAUGCGAUGCGCACAUUAUCCACCCAACUAUCCUUUAUCACAAAGGCUUUGGGUGUAGCUCCUUUGCGCAGAGUAUCCCGUCAACUUCUCAUAUCUAUCCAGACUUACAUUUGGGACCAUGUUCUAACUAGAAACACCUUCUCCGCUGCCGGCGCGACCCAGCUAGUAGGCGAUGUUGAACAGCUAUGCAGCAUGGUUGAUACGACACUCGGAGUGGCUGCCCAUGCGGGUGGUUCGCUACUUAUCAUGAACAAGCUUAAUGAAGGCCUGCGCCUUCUGAAUUUAAGCCCGACUGUGGGUGAUUCGAAUGAAUCUGAAUCUACACUAGGACUAUGGGAUGUGGAACAGAGAUUAUUCAAGGAUAACGAAAGUGCCCGCGCUGUGCUUGCCGAGCUGAGCAUUGAUACAUUGACAGCUGCGGAGGCUCGAUCUGUGCUGGAGCGCAGAGCGGAGAUUCAAGCAUAA
Molecule: messenger RNA, 2436 nt
Organism: Penicillium angulare
Lineage: Eukaryota; Fungi; Ascomycota; Eurotiomycetes; Eurotiales; Aspergillaceae
Product: RINT-1 family protein
Exons: 5
Coding region: 1-2436 (811 amino acids)
Biological process (GO): endoplasmic reticulum to Golgi vesicle-mediated transport; retrograde vesicle-mediated transport, Golgi to endoplasmic reticulum; regulation of ER to Golgi vesicle-mediated transport
Cellular component (GO): Dsl1/NZR complex
Source: RefSeq, a predicted model, not a curated record